AUGGUAUCCUUCUUCGAUCUCCCUCGCUCAAUCCGCGAAGAAAUCUACCGCCAUGCCCUCGUCAAAGCCCGCGUCUUCGUACGCCCCUUCAUCUCCAUGGAAUACAUGCUACACCCAGAUCGAGCAGAAAUCUACGAUAACCCCAAUCUUGCCCUCCUCUGCGUUUCCCGCCGAAUCUACCACGAGGCGACGCCUAUCUACCUGGGCGAGAACAUCUUCUCUAUCGUCCAGGUGGACAUGCUGGCCGCAGCGCGUAUGGAAAACAGACGAGUCGCGAAGAACCUCCGACAGAUUCGCAGAUUGGAAUUGAUCUUCGACCAUCGGGAUUACAAUUAUAUGGCUGAGUUCCUGGGGACUGAAAUACCGACUGUUAUGACGGAGAUUGAGGACUGGGCUGAUGAAUCGCCGGUUAAGAAGGUUGCUAUGAGGGAUUUGAGCAAGAUACGUGAUCACUUCGACGUCCGAUUGAUUGAUACUACCGGAAGACGGCAACGGCAAGCGCUUAACCAUCAUCUGCAUCAGUACAAGAAUGACAGCAAAGAGACACCCCACGAUCGACUGACCGAGAAUCUGAAGGAAUAUCUCUGGGGACGAACACUAACCUUCGUCCGUCAGAAUUUCCGAUUGACCCACCUCUUUAUCGAUCUACGCCAUUGCUCCUGUCCCGUAGGCUGCUGUCGUCUGGCAGACCAGGUUCUGGAUUGGGGCUGGAUGUAUGUCUGGAUUCAUGGCUUGCCGGACGAGGUCCAAGUGAGAGGAUCGUCGAGGUCGGAGAAAGAAGUUAUUGCUAGGAGUCUGGACCGACAGUCAUUUCACCCUAAAUUGAAGAUCGAGGAGGUUUACGACCAGUCUAGGGCUCAGGAUUAUCGGGGAUUGAUGCAGUAUAAUGCUCUGCUUAGGAGUGUUUACCGGAGGUUGAAUGAGGUGUAACUGCAAGGUGAUUCAUCAUCUAAACAUAUGGUACCCAGGUCGCUUAGUUAUAGAAUGAGAAACGGAUAUAAUCGUGCCUAAACACCGCACUGCUCUCUCGUUGAUCGUCAAACAAUUGGCCAUUAACCUUCCUGUGUUUUGGUAUGAUACAUGCCCAGCAAUACAAUUGCCGGUCUUUCUCCGAAAGCAGUGAAAAUAAACAACAACCAAUGCAGCAAAUCACGGCGUCGCAGCCACAGUACCC
This is a messenger RNA of Aspergillus glaucus CBS 516.65, 1174 nucleotides long. RefSeq lists its product as uncharacterized. The transcript has 2 exons. NCBI's taxonomy places the organism in Eukaryota, Fungi, Ascomycota, Eurotiomycetes, Eurotiales, Aspergillaceae. The record is from RefSeq and is a predicted model, not a curated record. The coding region runs from base 1 to 930 and encodes 309 amino acids.